CGCUUCCCGAAUCCCACUCCGACUGUUCCACCCAACGUCAACCUCACAUCUCCGCUUUUGACUUUCCAUCUUCAUCCUCAUUCCCAGCUUCACUCAAUCCCACUAUCACGUCUCACCUAGACAAACAAAGGCCUUUGGAACUCCAACCCAUCCCAGUCAGUCACCACCGAACACACCAUUUCUAUUGGCAGCCACCAGAAUACCCAUCCACUCAAGACACAUAACCGAACAGACCAAGCAACCCUCACAACUCCCACCCCCAUCACGCACUCUCCCGCUUCCCCUCUCCCUACCAAAAAAUGUCCCACCGCAAAAACAAAGCAGUCGGCCUCGCAGCCUUUGACCGCUCCCGCCUCACCUCCGCACAAUACGCCACGCACGGCUCCGCCUUGCGCUCCUCGCAAGCCUCGGCUCUCGAGACCCAACUCUCCGUCUUCCGCUCCCUGCUACAACAAUUCGCCGCCACGCACGCCAAAGACAUCAAGUCCAACCCUACUUUCCGGGCACAGUUUGCGCGCAUGUGCGCGGCUAUCGGGGUGGAUCCGCUUCUGGCUAGUAGUGGACAUGGCGACAGCAAGGGGAAAGGGGAUAGUAUGUGGGCGCAGUUGCUGGGGCGGACGGUGAAUGACUUUUAUUUUGAGCUGGCGGUGAGGGUGGUGGAGGUCUGUGGGGAGACGAGAGGGGAGAACGGAGGGCUGAUUGAGGUGGGCAUGGUGAGGGAGAGGGUGGUGAAGGGACGGGUAGAGGGGAUGGGUGUCCAGGGGGUUACUGAAGAUGAUAUUCUUCGCGCCGUAGGGACACUCAAGCCUCUUGGGUCGGCUUAUUCGGUUAUCAAGGUUGGGAGCAAGCAGUAUAUUCGCUCUGUGCCCAAGGAACUAAAUACGGAUCAGAGCGCCGUGCUAGAAGCAGCCCAGGUGUUGGGAUACGUCAGCGUGUCAAUGUUGAUGGAUAACCUGCGAUGGACGAGAGCACGAGCGCAAACGGCGUUGGAGGAUCUUGUGGGCGAGGGUAUGCUUUGGGUUGACAAGCAGGGUAUUGAAUGGGAGUAUUGGAGCCCUGGGUUUAUGCUCGAAGGUGAUCUUCCAUUAGAUGGGUUUGACUGAGCGGCGGCGGUGUGAAGACAACAUCGGCAUGAGAUUAGCCAGAACGUCGCUAUGGGUUCUCCCGAUAGGCACGCACUGAAUUGCUUGUCCCAAAAUAGCAGUGUCUUCACGUGCAUCAGCGAUGACCGGGCACUGUCGCGCGCCGUGGUAAUUGGGGAAGCACCCAAAUUCAUCGCAUUCUCCGGAACGCCCCAACCAUGUCUCGCAGCCCGUGCCGACUGUCAGGUGGAGGGAAUGGAAGGAAAAGCACAAAAAGCAGCCAGUGGCAAAAUAGGCACUUCACAUCUCGCAUGUCCAUCAGACAUCAGACAAUCCUGGGCGUCAGCUGGAAAGCCUUAGGCGAAGGUUCGGAUGCUGGAGGAAGGUGCUAUCAUGAGAUACGUACGAGCCUGGCUGGACUAUGAUGUGACUAGGCUCAAUUGGAGUUGUGGAGUCUGAUCCAAGUGCUAAAACAGAUUUCAUUUUCCGCUGAAGCGAGAAGAGCGGGUGUACCUGUAUCAAGGGUAACGUCUUUUCAUCAUUCCAUCCCCCUUCCCAAUUACCGAGAACUAGAACAUGUAGUCUAGGGACCGAGAAUGGAGAUCAGAGCAGGAGUUCAC
Neurospora crassa OR74A is the source of this 1702-nucleotide messenger RNA. RefSeq names its product ELL complex subunit Eap30. The transcript is spliced from 2 exons. Gene Ontology annotation, cellular component: ESCRT II complex. The coding region runs from base 300 to 1103 and encodes 267 amino acids. Gene Ontology annotation, biological process: protein transport to vacuole involved in ubiquitin-dependent protein catabolic process via the multivesicular body sorting pathway. NCBI's taxonomy places the organism in Eukaryota, Fungi, Ascomycota, Sordariomycetes, Sordariales, Sordariaceae. The record is from RefSeq and is a predicted model, not a curated record.